This is a messenger RNA of Zonotrichia leucophrys gambelii, 2654 nucleotides long. RefSeq lists its product as uncharacterized. The record is from RefSeq and is a predicted model, not a curated record. The coding region runs from base 1 to 1806 and encodes 601 amino acids. NCBI's taxonomy places the organism in Eukaryota, Metazoa, Chordata, Aves, Passeriformes, Passerellidae. The transcript has 14 exons. Gene Ontology annotation, molecular function: protein binding.
AUGCUGGGCGCCCGCCGCUGGGGCUGGCCGGGGCCCGCGGGCAGGGCCCGGCAGGGCGGCCUCGCCUUCUACGUGCUGUGGGCUCUGCGGGAGCCGCCGCGGCGGCUCGGCAGCCAUUCCAGCCAGAUGGCUUUCCAGGCUUGGCUUCCCCUGCCAUUGCCGAAGCAGCUGGUGGUGUUCGGGCUGGGCGACUGGAGCUGUUACUCUGCGGACACGAGCAUCGCCGUGGAUGUGCUGGUGUCCCCAGGCAUUGCCCCACAGCGGGUCGGCACGCUGGAGCCCACCCGCAGGUCUCUGGUGUGGGAAGGCGACUGGAGAACAGAUCUUUUCAUGGCCUCGUUGAAAGAGAUGGACAAAGGCAACCCUGUGAGGCUUGUUCUGACUGUCAAUGGACAGCUGCUCCGAGGUGUUUCCAGCAGUACACCUGUCCAUCCCUUCCUUGUACCCGAGACCAGCCAGUCACCAGUGCUUCCAGCAGAUGAUAGGGCCCUUGGCCAGGACCUGGAGGAUCCUACUGAGGUUAAGAGUCAGAGCUCAGAGGUGGCUGCCAGAGCAUCCAGGCCUGUGAAGGAGGACAUCCGGCCACCGCUGAGGACCAUGGUGGUACCCUGUGCUCUGAAGCCACCAGCUGGAAAGGUGGAAUCCAAUGAGGCCUGGAAGAAGAGUCCUGACCAAGGACCACCACCAAGAGUCCACUCCAAAAAGCCCAGAAAGGUUUUAUUUGAACCCACAACAUCUGAGAGAUAUCUUGAUGAAGAAGAUCUGGCAGUGAAGGAGUUGGAAGGCACUGAUGAGCUGUCCCUGGGUAGCCCUCCCUCACGAGGAGUAGUGCAGGGCAGUCCCAGCCCUCGGUGGUGCCAUGCCAUGUGCCUCAGUGACCUGGGAACAGCUGUUGUCAUUGGUGGAGAAGGUGUCAAUCAACAGUCCUGCAGGGAUGCUCUCUGGAAGCUGGAAAUUGACAGUGAUUUAUGGCUUCCAGUGGGUCUCCAGCUACAGAAUGCCAUGCCAUCGUGCUUGCAUGGUCACACAGCCACCUACGACCCUGACACCAAGCGGAUCUACAUCUUUGGGGGCAUAAGGGAGGACAAAGACUACAGCAGCAUUUACAUUCUGGACACAGUCACCUGGAAAUGGCUCUUUGUGGCUGCUAAAGGGAGGAUACCAGUGCUCGCCUACCACAGUGCAACUAUCUACAACAAGGAGCUCUUUGUUUUUGGAGGAACUUUCCCCAGAAAGGCAUCGCUGGCAGUUGCACCCUGCAGCAAUAUGCUCUAUGUCUUCAAUCCAGAGCAUGAAAUUUGGUACCAGCCCAUUUCAGAAGGGGAGAAGCCUCUUCCUAGGCUUGGGCAUUCAGCUACUCUAUUGAAAAACAAGCUGGUGAUUUUUGGGGGUCAGAGGACUUCUGUCUACCUCAGUGACAUGCACAUUCUGGAUCUGGGUUUCAUGGAGUACACAUCAGUCCCCCUCCUGGCAGGACAGCCUUCUGCACGUAGCUUUCAUGCAGCUCUGGCUGUGUCGGACCAGAAGGUUCUGAUCAGUGGAGGCUGCAAUGCCAGAGGAGCCUUGCAAGAUGCCUUUGUCUUCCACCUAGACACUCUUUCAUGGAGCACAGUGACCCACCACGACCUCUGCUCCGUUCCCCGAGCUGGCCACACACUGCUUGACCUGACUCCUGCCCACCUGAUGGAUAUGGACAAGGAGAACAAAGAGGAGCAGAAGCUGCACACGCUGUUGGUCUUUGGGGGCUCCAACUGUGCUGGGACCUUUUAUAACAGCACGCUCAAGAUCCAGCUGGACCUAGGAUAAUGCAUGAUUCACAGAAUGAGCCUGAGCAGCAAGGCUCUUCACCAGCCUAGAUACACACAUGGAUGGCAAUAAAUGAGUCCAAGCAACUUGGCAGUCCAGGUAUCUGUAUGUAGGUGAAUGGCACCUUGGUACAAGAGACUGGGUCUGUCAAGUCUGAAUGCCAUGGGUAUUGUUUUACUAGGGUACCUGUACACAGUAUCUGGGCUCAGGUGCCAAAACAUUCAGUGGGACCUGAGCUGACUCUGCACAAGAACAGACAAAGGUUAUGGGUUCCUUUCUUGCCCUACAGGUUUUUAGCUGGAAUUCCCAGGGUGCUUUCAGCUUUGUGGGUGACUUAGAUGUUUGGUUUCAUUUGGGGUGAGUGAAAUGGUAUUUAUUGCUGCUAUUUUACAGUAAAAGCACAGGCAGGGUUCUGGUUUGGAGGGAAUCUGGGGAGGAAUUUCCCUGGGCAAUAGGCUGCAGCUGAAGGCUAGGAAACCACCUAGAGCAGUAUCUGAGGAUGGGAAAAAGAAGAAAACAUAAUUUUCAUUGUAAGGAAGAGAGCUGGUUGUGCCUUGCUGUCUAAGGCACCAUCAGCUAGCUUUGCUCUAGGCAGAGCUUUUAUAAAAUCCAUGUGACUGCUUUUAUUAUUGCAAGGGGGGUGACAGAGCUGCCAACUUGGCUCUUUCAAGACCCCAACAAGGGUUAAGCUAUCUUCCAUCAGAGAUUAGAUCUGAUUGUUUAUAUCCAUGGAGCUGAUGACUGUGCUGUGGCUCUGAGGCAGCUCCAAGGAUAAGCACACUGUGUAUACUCAUUCCCUGAUGCUCUUUCUGUAGAUGGUAGAAAGAAGUAGCCCCUGUGGGGAACAG